Messenger RNA from Larimichthys crocea (large yellow croaker), 5824 nucleotides. RefSeq names its product SLIT and NTRK-like family, member 5b (gene slitrk5b). The transcript is spliced from 2 exons. Gene Ontology annotation, molecular function: protein binding. Gene Ontology annotation, biological process: positive regulation of synapse assembly; axonogenesis. Bases 282 to 2927 code for a protein of 881 amino acids. The record is from RefSeq and is a predicted model, not a curated record. Lineage: Eukaryota; Metazoa; Chordata; Actinopteri; Sciaenidae.
GAGAGAGAGAGAGAGUAAGCAACUUUGUUACCAGGCAUAGCUGUGUCUCCUCCGGCACAGCUUGGUAAAAAAAAAAAAAGAGAGAGAGAGAGAGAGCAUUUGGCAGUUAUGGUUGAUCAGCGUUUCUUUCAUCCUCUCCGGUGCAUUAAAGACGACGAACGCGCUCCCGUUAAAUAGAUCCCUCUGUUUCAUUUCUGACGGAUUAAAAAUAAUAAUAAAAAAAAAAAAAAAAGAUGCGCUGAAACACAUGACGAGCCCACAUCUUCAUCAAUGUGCGUGAGAUGACAUUGAGGACUGUGAGCUCGGCCGUCAUUCGCAGGAAAAUGCAUUUUUGGAUUUUGUAUGUUUUCCUAAGUGCAACAUCAGUAUGCACUGCUGAGAUGUUUGGCACUUAUGGAGAAAUAUGUCAAAGACUGUGUGCCUGCGAGGAGAGAGAGGGGAUACUUACAGUGAGCUGUGAAAGCAGAGGAAUUGAAAGUGUCUCAGACAUAAACCCAGUGUACUUCUCCCAGUAUCAUCUGCUGCUCACAGGGAACCUUUUGAAAAAGCUAUCUGCCAAUGAUUUUGUUGAGUACAACGGACUUACAAUCUUACACCUGGGAAAUAAUGACAUAUCCGAGGUUGAAUCGGGAGCUUUUAAUGGACUUCAGGGAUUAAAACGAUUACAUCUCAACAAUAACAAAAUUGAUGCCUUGAAGGAAGAGUUUUUCUUUGGCCUUGAAAGUUUGGAGUAUCUACAAAUUGAUUACAAUUAUAUCACUCAUGUGGCGCCAAAUGCCUUCAGCAGACUUCGACAUCUGGAGGUCCUGAUUCUAAAUGACAACUUAAUAUCUUCUUUGCCUGUGAACAUUUUCCAGUAUGUACCACUGACUCAUUUGGACUUAAGGGGGAAUCAGCUCAAAGUGCUCCCCUACUCAGGUCUGCUGGAGCACAUGAAUAACGUCGUGGAGUUACAGCUGGAGGAGAAUCCGUGGAACUGUUCCUGUGAGUUGAUUGCCCUUAAAACCUGGCUGGAGAGCAUUUCAUACACAGCUUUAGUCGGCGAUGUUGUUUGCGAGUUCCCUUUUCGACUUCACGGGAGAGAUCUUGAUGAGGUUUCCAAACAAGAGUUAUGCCCGAGGAGAGCCAUCGCUGAAUAUGAGAUGCCACCCCUGCCACAUCUGAGCACCGAUGCAUACUAUAGGACCACGCCAGCUCCAGUGACAUCCUCCUUCACCUCAUCUGGAAUUGCACGAUCCUCAUCUAGACCCACUAAGGGACCUCGCCAGUCAGGCAAAUUGAAAUCAAGACCUACUUCUCGCACCCCGUCCAAUAAACCACAAAAUUAUGGCCAAAUUGUUUCAUAUCAAACCAAAUCCCCUGUGCCUUUAGAUUGCCCAACCGCCUGCACCUGCAAUCUUCAGAUUUCAGACCUUGGCCUGAACGUGAACUGUCAGGAGCGAAAGAUUGAGCAUAUCUCUGACUUAAAUCCCAAACCUUAUAAUCCCAAAAAGAUGUAUCUAACAGGGAAUUAUAUUCCUGUGGUGCGUCGAUCAGAUUUUAUCGAGGCGACUGGUUUAGAUUUGCUUCAUCUUGGUAACAAUCGAAUAGCUCGCAUACAUGACAGAGCCUUUGGCGAUUUGACACAUCUAAGAAGACUAUACCUUAAUGGAAAUCUGAUUGACCAUCUUACAGCUAAUAUGUUUUAUGGAUUGGAGACCCUACAGUUCUUAUAUUUAGAAUACAAUGUCAUUAAAGAGGUUGCCUUCGACACCUUUCAGCAUGUACCCAAACUUCAGCUUCUUUUCCUGAACAAUAACCUCUUAAAAACGUUACCAGUGGGAACAUUUAAAGGCCUGAAUUUAGCCAGACUGAAUCUUCGCAACAACCAUCUGCGAUAUCUGCCGGUCAGCGGGGUGCUGGAUCAGCUUACAGCACUGGUGCAAGUUGAUUUGUUCGAGAAUCCCUGGGAUUGCUCUUGUAGCAUACUGGAGCUGAAGAUGUGGCUGGAGCAGCUUAGCACAGGCACAGUUGUAAACAAUGUCAUCUGUGGCUCGCCUAAAAGGCUAGCUGGGGAAGAUAUGAGAUACAUUAAGACAUCUAAUUUCUGCCCUAAUAACUCUGAUAUACUAGCCUCCAUGAUCCCACCCUCUGAAGAAUCUUUUCCUGGCAGCACCAUCACCAUAGAAACAUCCCUGGACUCUGACACAGAAUACAGCGCCAUUCCUUUAUCUGUGAUGAUUCUUGCCCUUCUCCUUAUAUUCAUUGUGUCUGUGUUUGUGGCUGCAGGAUUGUUCGUGGCAAUGAAAAAGAGACGCCAAAAGAGUCAAAACAAGCAAAAUAACUCCAUGAAUGCUUGCAUUAGCUCGCUCAACAUGGAAUAUGGUCUUUACAAAAAGGGAUCCAUUCCCAAAGUCAGAACAUCUGCUGGGCAUGUAUAUGAGUACAUCCCACCUCCUACAGAACCCACAUGCAGAACUACAGCUCACACCCCGACAGACAGCAAAUCAGUGGAUGGAUUUAGAGACUUUGAUGAGUUGAGCGGUGCUUUUCUGGGUAACUCGGAUGAAGAAGCAGCCAGUAAUGUAAUAAGCUCGGAAUACAGUGCCACAACUCCAGAGCCUCUUAACAAGCCCACCACCCCUCACCGAGACGAUCUGUGCUACUACAGAGAUGUGCUUGAGCCCGACAAGCAUGCACACUACAGCAAUACGUUACCAUGCAAGCAUACGGCGCAUUCAUCCAGUCAGUAUACCUCAGACUAUGAUGCAAGGCAUCAAUAUGUGCAGCCAGAGAGAAUACAACAGACAAUACUCUAUUGCACAGCACCAAGUACUGUCUAUGUGGAGCCCAACAGGAGCGAGUACUGGGAACUGAAAGCAAAGCUUCAUGUUGACCCUGAUUACCUUGAGGUUCUUGAAAAACGAACAACAUUUACACAGUUUUAAAGAGACUUGGCCCCUGGACAGAUGGAUUAAUGCAAUGUAUCCGUCUUAAUCAGGAAUGAGUUUAAAAAAAACAUGCUUAACUAUCACCUUUAUUAGUGCAGAGCAUUGUGAGCUACAGUAUGCAUUUCUGGGAAUCAUGCUUUACAGGAUCGAACAUGAAAGAGGAACAUUACUCAUUUUAAAAUAUCACUUAACCCGUCAUCUCUGUGGUGUUUAACAUUUUUGUUUUGAAUUUGUAAAUAUGAAGAAGCAACCAGAGAUUCAGGGCUCUUAUGACUCAUCCCAUCAUGAAAUACAUUCUGGAGGUGUUUCAUAUUGACAAUAAUGUGAGACUGAGCUUUUGCUCUCAAAAUUAGAUGCAUUUUAUGAGUGGUAAUGAACCGUGCGGAUGAUAUGUUUUUAUCCCAAAAUGAACAAGUUUUUUUUUGUGACCGUAUAUGGCUCCCAGUUCUGUCUUUUUAAAUGUAUUCAAGACAAAACUCAAACAAAAUAUAUUAGACUAAAUCAAAUUUAUCUAUAAACAUGAAUUUCAUCAGCCUGUAAGCGUUGACAAAAGUCGUACAGCCUACGCAUUUCUUAGGAAAUUGUGCUCCAGUGAAAAGUGUGUCAGACACAUUUAGAAGUGGUUUCACCUCCAGUGUGCACUGCUCUCGGAUGAUUAUAUCAAAUGCAUACAAUCAUCAAACAAAUUCAAAUGCAAUAUCGCAAAGCACAGAAUAUGAGGCCAGUGAAUCUCUGUCAUCUUGUUGCAGAAGCUUGCAGAUUUGGGAGAGGAUAACUAAUGUACCCUAAAAAUAUACUGAGCUGACAUACUGUAGUACAUGUACUGUAGGGUAAUCUGUGAAAGUUGGUGGUGUUUCCUCAGAGCCUCCCUGUCUCCAAACCAACUGCACUUGUGGAUUAUGGUCACAUGUUGCACUUGUAUUGAGUUAAAUAUUAAUGUAUUGUAACUGUACUCAGAAAUGUUGUAACUAAAAUAUUAUAAUCACAACUGUAUUCAGAUGUAUUGCAACUGGAAGAAAAUGAGCUUUAACUGCAGGUUUGUAACAUAUGUCACCGGCAAUUUACAUGAACAUAUAAUACACUUGUUGGAAAUAGAUGAAUUGCAAUGAGAUAUUCAUUUGAAUAUAAUUUGAGAACCAAAGCAUUUCCCAUAAAAAUCAGCUCAUCGUAUAUGCAAAGUUUUACAUUCGGGGGGCUACACCAAAGCACAGCCCUGUGCUUUAUUGUACCCUUACAACCUUUUUAGUUUUCCUAAUCAUAUGUGUGAAUACACUGACAAAAAAUGUCUUUCAGUUGCAAUACAUUUGAGUAGAUUUGCAAUACAGUAAGAGUCUAUAAUGUUUCUCUUCAUACUUCUGUUUGAAAAGCAACUAUCGGAUCUGUUGGCCCGAGGCCAAUUUAAAAACAUAUAUUAUGACUAUUUUUAUAGAAACGAAUAUUUCUUUUCUUUCUUUUUUUUUUCUUUUACAAAAAAAUGCACUAUUGACUUCUAUAGGUCAACAUUGAUGUCACUUUCUAAAAUGCACAAAAUGGUAACAUGUGCAUAUAGCCAUAGGAGUAGGUUUUAACAACUGCAUACAUAAAGGUCAAACUCAUGUUAAGAAAUCUUGCACUAUGCAUAGAUAUCAAGUAUACUUGGACAAUCCGUUUAAAAUGCAGCUCAUCCCCUCGGUCACCAACACUUAUGAUAUUUAAUAUCAUCACAUCCCAUAAAUGGUUAUUUGAAAUUUAACAGGCAUGAAUAUUCAGAGGUACUUUUGUACCACAUUUUGGAUAAUUAAGUUUUUCUAAAACUUCAUAUAUUUUUAAUUAAUGUGUUUUUAGAGGAAUACUGAGUGGAUUUGUGUGUUUUGCAUUCUAACGAGAAGCACUGUCUCAUUACUUGGCAUUGUUUGUUUCAUCUCUUUGGUGCGGGGUCGUAUGAAAUCUGGCAAUUUGACUGCAAUUAGCAGCCUCUGUUGCUCUCCUUUUAAGGAGGUAUUGAUGGGUAGUGUAACAAAUGUGCAAAAGUCUGCAAGAGCUUUUAGCCAUUAAGGCUGAAAGGCACAACAAAACGAAUGCCGUUUCUGAAUGGUCGUCUUUGUGCAUAAAAAAAGGUCCUGUGCUGUAUAGCAAAAUAAGCACAUCAUCCAGUCUUAAUGCAGUCUAACCAAUUUUUGGGUCAAUAGUGUAAGCCCUUAAAUCUGACUUUCCCCUUAAGAGUUUAACACACAGAGUAAAUUCACAUUAUAUGCAGUUUUAUGCACUGAACCUGUCAUCUUAAGUCAGCUCAUUAGAGGACAUGGUGUAUGUGGACCCUGUCUAAACGUCACCAUGUAUUACACUGCAGCAUUAGUCAUGCUGUUUAUCAAGUAUACAGUCUUAGUUUGUUGCCUUUCACAUGUUCAGAGGCAUUUCAUGGUUAUUUUCUGUUCUUUGGAAGUUCAACAGAACAAACAAAAUCUACACAGUGAAGCAUGAUGUGAACCUGCACAGGUUUGUACUUUGUUACGGGUAGGAUUUUCUUAAUCGAUAUAUUGCUGUGAAGUUAGUGGUGAAAAACACUGUAAACCUGCAAACAUGCACAGACGGAUGCACACAAUCAAAAAUGUUUUUUUUUUCUUUAUUGUGAACAGUCAUAGCCAUCGUUGAGUUAACUUUUUUUUUUUUCAGUUCUCAAGUUGCUCAUUAUUUUUUAAAUGUGUUUGUACAGCCAAACUAAUGCAACCGGGGAGAAGAUAGCACAAACAAUUGUCUGCAUUUGGAGGAAAAAAAACACUUUCAGUUUAUAAGAAUCCUGCAAUGUGUGAUGGAACACAACAUUUACUGUAUAUAACAAUUUAUGAUAUGUUUUUUUCUCUUUCUGCUUUUUGUAAUCGAUGACCAAAUGCGGAUGUUUGUCACAUGUGAGCCUA